Penicillium macrosclerotiorum is the source of this 2832-nucleotide messenger RNA. RefSeq names its product M1 family metallopeptidase. Gene Ontology annotation, cellular component: cytoplasm. The transcript has 3 exons. Gene Ontology annotation, molecular function: peptide binding; metalloaminopeptidase activity; zinc ion binding. The coding region runs from base 1 to 2832 and encodes 943 amino acids. The record is from RefSeq and is a predicted model, not a curated record. NCBI's taxonomy places the organism in Eukaryota, Fungi, Ascomycota, Eurotiomycetes, Eurotiales, Aspergillaceae. Gene Ontology annotation, biological process: peptide catabolic process; proteolysis.
AUGCGCCGCUUCUCCACGCGUGCGCUGCUUCAAGCAAAGCCACCGCUUCUCUCCGCCAGAUCUCCGCUCCCCCUCUUUCUCUCUGCCCCUCGUUCACUUGCAGCUCCAAGACCGAUCUCUCGCCCCCGAUCCCUUCGUUCUUCCCUUUCUCAACCCACCAAACGAUACUGCUCCUACCGCAGAAUGUGCAGCUCUCGGCGCGACGAGCCUGCCGGCUCGACCAACGUCCAGGGCCGUGAGGUCCUGCCUACCAAUGUCAAGCCGGUGCAUUACGAUCUGACCCUCGAGCCGAACUUCGAAACAUUCAAAUAUGAUGGCACUGUGGUUAUUGACCUCCAGGUCAACGAAGACACCGAUUUCAUCUCCCUCAACUCCAACGAAAUCGAUAUUCACAGUGCCGUGGUCCAGUCUAAGGGUGCGGUCGUGGACUCCCAGCCCACUAUCUCCAUGAACAAGGAUAACCAAGUGGCAACGAUCAAGUUCAACCAGGCCAUCGCGGCUGGUUCCGAUGCGCAGCUUACGCUUACUUUCACCGGUAUUCUAAACGAUAACAUGGCCGGCUUCUAUCGGUCAUCAUACAAGACCAAGGAUGGCAAGACCGAAUAUAUUGCCUCGACUCAGAUGGAGCCUACCGAUUGUCGCCGAGCUUUCCCUUGCUUCGACGAACCCGCCCUCAAAGCCAAGUUCACCGUCACUCUCAUUGCGGAUAAGGACAUGACCUGUCUGAGCAACAUGGAUGUUGCGUCCGAGACUGAUCUCAAGAACAGUGCGAAGAAGGCUGUCAAGUUUAAUACUUCGCCCCUCAUGUCCACAUAUCUGGUGGCUUUUAUUGUUGGUCACCUUAACUACGUUGAAACUAAGAACUUCCGUGUUCCUAUUCGAGUCUACGCCACACCCGACCAGGAUAUUGAACAUGGCCGCUUCUCUUUGGAGCUUGCUGCCAAGACUCUGGCUUUCUAUGAGAAGGCCUUUGACAGCGAUUUCCCAUUGCCGAAGAUGGACAUGGUUGCUGUGCCCGACUUCAGUGCCGGCGCCAUGGAGAACUGGGGUCUAAUCACCUAUCGUAUCGUGGACGUGUUGCUGGACGAGAAGACCAGCGGUGCUUCGCGCAAGGAGCGCAUUGCCGAGACUGUCCAACACGAGUUGGCCCACCAGUGGUUUGGUAACCUGGUGACCAUGGACUUUUGGGACGGCUUGUGGCUGAACGAAGGCUUUGCUACGUGGAUGUCGUGGUACUCCUGUAAUGUCUUCUACCCGGAGUGGAAGGUUUGGGAGACCUAUGUCAUCGAUAACCUGCAGAGUGCUUUGUCACUCGACUCUCUGCGCAGCAGCCACCCGAUCGAGGUUCCUGUCAAGCGUGCCGAUGAGAUCAACCAAAUCUUCGACGCCAUCUCUUACUCCAAGGGAUCUUCCGUUCUGCGCAUGAUUUCGAAGUAUCUUGGCGAGGAAGUUUUCUUGCAGGGUGUGAAGAAUUACAUCAAGAAGCAUGCUUACGGAAACACCGAGACCGGUGAUUUGUGGACGGCGCUGGCCGACGCCAGUGGCAAGCCCGUUCAGUCGGUCAUGGAUAUCUGGACAAAGAAUGUCGGCUUCCCCGUCAUCAGCGUCACUGAGAACCCUGCUUCCUCAUCUAUCAGUUUGAAGCAGAAUCGAUUCCUGCGCACUGGCGAUGUGCGCCCCGAGGAGGAUCAGACUCUCUACCCCUGCAUGCUCGGACUGCGUACCAAGGAAGGUGUGAACGAGGACACCAUGCUGACCGAUCGUGAGCAUGAGUUUAAGGUCCCUGAUAUGAACUUUUUCAAGCUCAAUGCCGACCACUCUGGUAUUUACCGUACUUCUUACUCGCCCGAGCGUCUUCGCAAGCUGGGCAAGGCUGCCAAGGACGGUCUGCUUACCACUGAGGAUCGUGCUGGUAUGAUUGCCGACUCUGGUGCCUUGGCCGCCUCGGGCUACCAAAAAACUUCUGGCAUGCUGUCGCUACUCCAAAGCAUGGAUACCGAGUCCGAAUUUGUUGUCUGGAAUGAGAUCCUCACCCGUAUCGGUGUCCUUCGCGCCGCCUGGAUCUUCGAGGAUGCCGAGACCAAGGAUGCACUCCUCUCAUUCCAACGCUCGCUGGUCUCUGGCAAGGCCCACGAGCUGGGUUGGCAGUUCUCUGACAAGGAUGGUCACAUCCUUCAGCAGCUCAAGGCGCUCAUGUUCAGUUGUGCUGCCAUGGCUGGUGACGAAGCAGUUGUCAAGGCCGCACAGGAUAUGUUCGACCGCUUUGCUGCUGGUGACAUGUCAGCGAUCCACCCUAACAUUCGUGGUAGCGUGUUUAGCAUUGUCCUGAAGAACGGUGGCCCCAGGGAAUACGACGUCGUCCUGGACCGUUUCCGCCACGCCCCUACCUCCGACGAGAAGACUACUGCUUUGCGCUGCCUCGGUACCGCCGAGGAUCCUGCUCUGAUCCAGCGUACUCUCGCCUUGGCUUUGGGUGAUGAGGUCAAGAACCAAGAUAUUUAUAUGCCCCUCAGCGGCCUCCGCAACCACGCUGCUGGUAUUGAGGCUCGUUGGACCUGGUUGAAGGAAAAUUGGGAUGUCAUCUUCAAGCGCCUGCCCCCAUCUCUCGGCAUGCUUGGCACUGUUGUGCAGCUCAGCACUUCUAGCUUCUGCACUGAGGCACAGCUGAAGGAGGUGGAGGAGUUCUUCGGCGCCAAGGACACCAAGGGCUAUGAUCGUGCUGUCGAGCAGAGUCUGGAUGCCAUCCGCGCCAAGAUAAAUUGGUUGAAGCGUGACAACGAAGAUGUGAAGUCCUGGCUGCAGAACAACCAAUACUUCCAGAGCAAGCUGUGA